This is a messenger RNA of Drosophila grimshawi, 2820 nucleotides long. Its product is annotated as PDZ and LIM domain protein 7. Lineage: Eukaryota; Metazoa; Arthropoda; Insecta; Diptera; Drosophilidae. Gene Ontology annotation, molecular function: actin binding; muscle alpha-actinin binding. The coding region runs from base 697 to 2094 and encodes 465 amino acids. The record is from RefSeq and is a predicted model, not a curated record. Gene Ontology annotation, biological process: muscle structure development; actin cytoskeleton organization. The transcript is spliced from 6 exons. Gene Ontology annotation, cellular component: filamentous actin; adherens junction; Z disc.
AUUGUGGAAAAGCGUAAAGCGUAAAGCUAAAAAAAGAUUUAAAAAAAAAAAAAACAAAUUCGAAACAUUUUCCUACUUAACUUGGGCUUUAUACAACGAUUUCAUAAUUAAAUAAAUUUCACAAAUUGCUGAGCUCUAAGAAUUUUAUAUAAGCUGCAAAAAACUAAGAAGAACAUUUAAAUUUCUAAUUGGUCGAGUGCAUUGUGCAAUGCGUGAAAGCUGAUUAUAUAAGACACGCAGUUAGGAAGUUGCAUUAACGACAAACGUCUUUCAAAGCAUUGGCACAAAUCAAAACAAAAAGCCGGCAAAACAAAUAAGAAAUUAUAUUAUAUUUCAUAUAUUUGGCACGGGUUAUCUUUUUGGCAGCUGAAUUUUGACAGGCGCAGAAAAAAGAAAAGUCAAAAGCAAAAGCAAAAGCAAAGAAAAACUAUUGCAACCAAACUGUAUAAAAAUACAAAGAGAGAGAGAGAGAGAGAGAGAUAUAUAUAGAGAGAGAGAGAGAGAUAGAGAGAGAAAAAGAUAGAGAGAGAGAUAAAAAGAGAAAGAAAAAACAGAGCGAUUGCAAAGAAUUAUAAAUAAAACGAGCAGCUACGCAAAAAGAGCAGCGGCAAAAAGCGAACAAAAGCAACAUAAAUAAACAAAGGGACCAAUAACUACGACAACAACAAGAACAAGAAGAACAACAAGAAUAUAACGAUGCCUGAGCCACUGGGAUUGCUGUAUUCCAUGCCAGAGACAAAGAAAAAGGCACCCAUUAUUAAGGUGUCCUGCGGCAUUGGCGAUACGGACGGUUAUCCCGCAUUCGAUGUGGAGUCGGAUGCCUAUGACUCCAAGGAUGAUACCAAAUGGGGUUUUCUGAUAACCGGCGGCGCUGAAUUUCACAUGCUCUUAACCGUGUUUCAGGUGUCACCCGAUGGUAUAGCUGACAAAUCGGGCAUACGUCUGGGCGAUAUAAUACUCGAAAUCAACGAAGAGGACGCUACGCAGCUGACACUGGCCCAGGCACACGAGCGCAUCAACGCCACGCCCAAGAAGGUGCAUUUUCUCAUGCGCAACAUGGAGGAGGAUGAUCCCAUGGGCAUGUACGAGGCCGGCGAGGAGAAGUCGAUUGUGAUGCGUGUGCCGAAACCUUUGCCACCACCAAAGGACCGCGUGUUGCCCAGCUCGAUUGAGAUGCGGCUCCUGGAAAUGCAGCGUAAGCUGUCUGCCAUUGCUGAAAUACCAAAAAUAUUAUCCUCGACAUUGGCCACCGUCUCGCAAUCCUUUGGAUCCGAGGAGAUGUUGUACAUGCAGCGUAAAUGCUCCUACGAUGAGGAUGCGCUCGACUAUGAGCUAAUGGAACAGUUGGAUAGCGCAGAUGAGAUUGAUACAGAGCAGGAGGAUGAUCUGGUGCAGGUGCAGGAUGAUGAUGAGGACAAGUCGCUGCUAGAAUGUGAAUCAAAGCAACUGAAGGAUUUGACGCCAGAAUCCGAUUAUGCAUCCGAAGUCAAUUACAUGACAAUUAAGCUGAGUGACGAGCCAGACAAUGACAGUGGCAAGGACGGAGGUGCUGAUGAUGAGGAAGAACAGGACGAGGACGACUUGCCUGCUCACCAGUCAGUGUACUAUAUAAAACUGCCUGCAGUGUCAGCCGACCAAGUUGGGGCAUUAAAUAUCAGUUUCAGCGAUGAUGAAAAUGAAAAUGUUGAACAUGAGAUUGAGAAUGAGAAUGAGAAUGACAGUGAUUUCCUGAGCACCACUUACACAUGGAAUCUGCGAAAUGUGCCCAAGCUGAGCGUAAGUGAUGCCGUGGGCGUAUGUGAUUUGACGCUCAGCCCGCAGUUGGAGGCGCCGUCACAUAAUGCCGAUGACACUUCAAAGGUGCGCUUAGCAACGCUCGAGGCAGCAACAACAGCCACAUCUGCCACGGAGUCACAAAAGCUGCUCUUCAAGCUGGAUAACCUGGAGCGCAGCUGGCCCUGGGCGGAUCGUGAGAAAAUCAUUUACAAGCAAUCAACUUGUCAUCUGGUUCAGCGCAAGCCGCUGGGAAUAGUCGGGCAGCGCAUUCAGCUACUGGCCAAACAGGAGCUGCUGCGCCAGGAUAAGACGCCCUAGACAAGAUGCCAGGACAAGACGCCCUUGAUCAAAGCGUUCUCUUUUCUCUUUAGUUUUAGGUAUCGACGCUUGCACUUGGCAGGCAGCCAACUUUUAAUUGAGUUCAUUAUGCAAAUACGUCAGCUGCACAAACUAUUCUUGACAUCCCCAACGCAAACGGAACGUAUGAGAAAUUUUACUCUCAUUUACAUAUACAUACAUAUAUACAUGUAAAUGCUAGGUAGUUUUCAAAACUAAUGUGAAGUUUUUUAAUUACAAGUCACUACUACUAAUCAUGGGCAUAAUAUUUUUAUAUGCCUUGUCUUGAAGGUCGAGGUGUAUAUUGGUUUCAUGCAAUGUCUUUCAUGCUGUCUGUCCGUCCGUCUCUUGAAGUUAGCGAUUUGAAACUGAAUAUAUAUUUAUCAAUGCCCUUGUCAGACAAAGUAUUAAAUUUGAUUUGCUACUCCAACUGAGAAAACAGGAAAUCGCUUUAAUCGACACGCUCCAAAAAAAUUAUCCACCACCAAAGAAUGGCUCAAGUCCAUACCUCGCACAAUUUUAAAGGUAAGAUUUUUUGAAAGAGUCAUGCAAUCCCAAUUCCGACCUUCCAAGAAGUUAAUUUGCCACCUGUUUUCAGCUGGCAUAUCAGCCAGAUAUCAGAGUAUUCCGCAGUCGGUUACGCCAAACUGCAAUGUUCUCACUUUAUAGUUUUAGUUUUGGUUAUCUUUCACAACAUUUUUGUUUGAC